GCGACGUAAGAAGGAGGCAUCGCAGGGCUUCGUUUGUAUCUCUCGAGUGCCAGAUAGGAGAGGUUAGAUACCUCUGCCUAUAAAGACCCAGGUCUUAAAUACCUAAGGCAUGCCCACUGCCUUCUCUUCUACCGUACUCAUCGGCCUGCCUGCUAACAUCCUAAGUUAUACAUGUACCUACAUAACCAGGUAGUUGGUACCUAAGGUAGGUACACAUCCAAGGUAGGCGCGGUAGGGCUUAGCUUCAAUCUGCCAUGUACUCUCCAAUCCCGAACAGGGCGGGCCUCGACGACUCGUACCUCGGCAUCUCCCUCGCGUUGUCAGCAGCCCCGUCGAUGCGUGAAUCCUUCUGAUCGCUCGUCGCCCUUUUUAAGAGCUUCGCUUCUACCUCGAGAUUCUAGUGGUGGGCGCGUCGUCACCUCAAUUUUCUGCCGUAAAUUGCACGCUCUACCCCCCUUUCCCUCUUGCGGUGAUAUCGGUGGCCUAGUAAGAGCUGAAACCCGCUGCGACCCCGAGUGGUGAGAACCGAGCGAUACGCAGAUCAAUUCGUCGUCAUCGACAAGAGAGGAGGCGACCAAUCCCGAGCCCAGCAUGCCUUUUGAUACCGAGCUGACGCGCCGCCUGGGCAUCAAGAUUCCCGUGGUGCAGGGAGGUAUGCAGCACGUAGGGGUUGCUGAGCUGGCCGCUGCCGUGUCGAACGCGGGCGGGUUGGGUAUCCUCACAGCACUCACGCAGCCCACGCCCGAGGCGCUGAGGAAUGAGAUCCGCCGGUGCAGGAAGAUGACCAACUAUCCCUUCGGCGUCAAUAUCACUCUGCUGCCUGCCCUCGUCCCGCCGGACUACGCCGCGUACGCCCAGGUGGUCAUCGACGAGGGCGUCAAAAUCGUCGAGACGGCCGGCAACAGCCCCGGGCCAGUCAUCACCAAGCUGAAAGCCGCUGGCAUUAUCGUGCUCCACAAGUGCACCACCAUCCGACACGCCCAGAGCGCCAUCAAGCUCGGUGUCGACUUCCUGUCCAUAGACGGCUUUGAAUGCGCGGGACACGUGGGCGAGUCAGAUAUCACCAAUUUCAUCCUGCUCAGCAAGGCGCGCCAGACGCUCAAGGUGCCCUUCAUCGCCUCGGGGGGUUUCGCCGACGGCCACGGCCUGGCUGCCGCCCUGUGUCUCGGGGCCGAAGGCAUCAACAUGGGCACGCGUUUCAUGUGCACCGUCGAGGCUCCUAUCCACCAGAAGAUCAAGCAGCAGAUCGUCGAGGCCCAGGAGACGGACACCGCCCUCGUCAUGCGCAGGUGGACCAACACGACGCGUCUGUACCGCAACAAGGUCACGGACGAGAUUAUCAAGGUCGAGCGCGAGAGCAAGACGGGCGAGUUCGCAGAGAUCGCCCCCUACGUAAGCGGCAAGCGAGGUCGCGAGGUCUUCGUCAACGGAGAUGCCGAAUUUGGCGUCUGGACGGCUGGGCAGGUCAUUGGUCUCAUCCACGACAUUCCGACGUGCGCCGCCCUCCUCACCAGGAUAGAGAAGGAAGCAGAGGAAACAUUGACGUCAAAGCUCGCCUUGGCGAAACCCCAGAGUAAGCUAUAAAAGCCCCGUCUAAUAGUUACGUGUUACCGUUGCAGAGCACUGUUGGUCUGGUUCGAUCUUUGCACCUAUGUGGCGGUGUUUUGGGGGUGGUUGGUACAGCGCAAUACGUAUCGCAGCCGGCCUACCCGGCUUCAGGACGAGACACACGGCACAAAUAGGAAUAUAUACCGGGUUCUCGCCGUGUUGUUUGGCCGAGCUACGCCCGAAUUUACAACCCUAGAGUCGUG
Molecule: messenger RNA, 1811 nt
Organism: Durotheca rogersii
Lineage: Eukaryota; Fungi; Ascomycota; Sordariomycetes; Xylariales; Xylariaceae
Product: 2-nitropropane dioxygenase family oxidoreductase
Exons: 3
Coding region: 592-1584 (330 amino acids)
Molecular function (GO): nitronate monooxygenase activity
Source: RefSeq, a predicted model, not a curated record